Scophthalmus maximus (turbot) is the source of this 8033-nucleotide messenger RNA. RefSeq names its product membrane-associated guanylate kinase, WW and PDZ domain-containing protein 1. Lineage: Eukaryota; Metazoa; Chordata; Actinopteri; Pleuronectiformes; Scophthalmidae. Gene Ontology annotation, biological process: signal transduction. The transcript is spliced from 24 exons. Gene Ontology annotation, molecular function: protein binding. Bases 723 to 5603 code for a protein of 1626 amino acids. The record is from RefSeq and is a predicted model, not a curated record. Gene Ontology annotation, cellular component: cytoplasm.
ACCAGGUCCUGGUCCUGCGGCGCGUUUCGUUCAAUUAUGACUUGGGAUAAACCGGCCGGAGCUCCUGGGGGGAUUAGAAGGCACAGACCGCUGUAAUCCGCGUGUAAACGCGUGCAGGCCGGGGGCGGGGAGGAGCCUCCACACCCUGUACGUGUGGGCUCGGUGGGAUUUUCCCUCUUGGAGAAGCAGCCGGACGCAUGCGCCCCUCGCCAGCGCUCCUCCAUCCAGGCGCAGGGGCCACAUAGGAUGAACUUGUCGCGUUACCUGCUAAAAGGCGCCGCCGGCCGAGCCCAACCUGCUCGCGGGACGACGUGGACGCCGGUAACAGUUUAGUUUCCUCCUGGAAAAGUAAAAAAAACCCCCCAACAUUACAAUUAUAGUCGACAGAAGUAGAAGAUGAACGAGCAGAAGAGUGUUUGAGUGUGAAGCGGGCAAAUCAGAGGGCGGAUUAUUGCGAGGAACCAGAGGACGUGUUGUUGUUGUUGUUGUUGUUGAAAGAUGCGGAAACAACGUCAGGGGCAACAACAGUGUGGACUGUGAGCCGGCGGGACGUACUCCACUGGUCGGCAGCAGCAUGCCACGGCCCCGGAGAGGGAUGGAGGUGUUCCAGUUUGGAGAGACGCCCGGGCGCCCUCAACUUGUCUGACUGCUGGGACCGUCCCCGUGCUAUGCCUCGGCCGAGUUUCCGCGGAACCGACGGGUUCGUUUGGGCCUGAGUCAUCAUGUCCAAAGUCAUUCAGAGGAAGAACCACUGGAUCACCAAGGUGAACGAGUGCGCGGUGGCGCGGGGCGCGCGGGGCGAGCUGCACGUGGAGCUGCGCGGCGGCGCGGAGAACGGAGAGUUCCCACUCAUCGGGCAAGUCGGGGAGGAUGCUGUGGCCCAGCGGGGCGGCACACUCAGCGAGGGGGAGCUGCUGCUGGAGGUGGAGGGGCUCUCCGUGUCGGGACUACCCCUGUAUGACAUUUUCAAUGUGAUUAAGUGCUGCGAAGGUCCCGUCAGGUUUAAAACUGUGCGCCAAGGUCACAAGCUCAACAAGGAUCUGAAGCACUACCUGAGCUUGAGGUUUCAAAAGGCUUCGCCUGACCAUGAGCUGCAGAAGAUCAUCCGAGCCAAUCUGUAUCGCCACGCUGUGCCUUGUACAACCCGCUCCCCUCGAGACGGAGAGGUCCCAGGGGUGGAUUACAACUUCCUGUCGGUGGAGGACUUCCUAGAACUUGAGGAGAGUGGCACACUACUAGAAAUAGGAACGUAUGAAGGUAACUAUUAUGGGACCCCCAAGCCACCAAGGCAGCCCAUCAUUGGGACAGUGAUUCUCAGUGAUGCCGGCUCCCAGCAGUCCACCCCAAAGCGCACCAAGUCCUACAAUGACAUGCAAAACGCCCGAGUAGUGCCUGCUGACGACGACGAUGACGACCAGGCCACGGAAAUGAACAACAGUUUUACAGGAUCCUUAGUGCGUAGUCUCUUCCCCUCUCCUCUGUUGUGCACAGGCAACCCUAACGAUCAGGACGAGAGCCGCGGCGGCAUCCUCCGACCGUACCCCGCACGUGACAAUGCUCCAUCCUGUGGUUUGAACAAUGCGGCCACCUCCACCGCAGACAGCGGGCAGCAGACGCUCGCAGAACCGCAGGUCUCUCCGGAAGACCCGCUGGGGCCGCUGCCUGAAAACUGGGAGAUGGCUUACACCGAGAACGGAGAACUUUACUUCAUAGACACGGCAAAGACACACCACCAGGACAUGGCUGUGUAUUUUCAGAGCUUCCACAACACAAAGACCACGUCGUGGCUGGAUCCUCGGUGUAGAGACAAAGCCUCCAGGCCUCUGGAAGAGUGUGAUGAUGAUGAAGAAGGGAUACAUACGGAAGACCUCGAGAGUGAUUUAGAGCUGCCUCCAGGAUGGGAGAGAAUAGACGACCCGGUGUACGGGGUGUAUUACGUAGAUCAUAUCAACAGGAAGACACAGUAUGAGAACCCCGUAGUGGAGGCGCGGCGCCGGAAGAUCCUGGAACAGCAGCAGCAGCAGCAGCAGCAGCCGCCGCAGCCUCCUGAAGGUGAGCGGUAUAUCCGAGAGUGGAUUGAGGAGCACUCCUCUGCAGCGGCUCCUUUGGCAAACUACGCUGCGAACCACCUGGAGACCUACAGGGACCCGCAGGUCCCGCCAACUCUACCUCCCCACCCGGCAGGAGUCAAAAGAGGGAAGCCGUUUUUCACAAGGAACCCAGCAGAACUGAAAGGAACUUUCAUCAACACAAAGCUGAAGAAGAGUCGCCGCGGCUUCGGCUUCACCGUGGUCGGAGGCGACGAGCCAGAUGAGUUUCUGCAGAUCAAAAGUCUGGUGCUGGACGGGCCUGCGGCUGUGGAUGGCAAGAUGGAGACAGGUGAUGUGAUAGUCAGUGUGAAUGACAGCAUUGUGCUGGGCUACACCCACGCUCAGGUGGUGAAGAUCUUCCAAUCCAUCCCCAUCGGCUCCAUGGUGGACCUGGCAUUAUGCCGUGGCUACCCACUGCCCUUUGACCCUGACGACCCCAACACCAGCCUGGUGACCUCAGUCGCAAUCUUGGACAAGGAGCCUAUUAUCGUCAACGGACAGGAGACAUUUGACUCGCCUUCCAACCAGGCCGGACACGAUAACUGCAUGAGGGAGCUGCGGUCGCACAGCCCCUCGGCCGAGGUGGCGUCAAACGGUUCGCACGGUUACUCCAGCGAUGUGGUCACGCUGGCCUCGUCCAUCGCCACCCAGCCCGAGCUGAUCACCAUCCAUAUGGAGAAGGGAGACAAAGGAUUUGGCUUCACCAUUGCAGACAGUCUGACCGGAGGAGGGCAGAGGGUCAAGCAGAUAGUGGACUAUCCGCGCUGCCGUGGCCUAAAGGAGGGGGACAUUCUAAUGGAGGUCAACAAGAGGAACGUCCAAAAUAUGAGCCACAACCAGGUGGUGGACCUGCUGAGCAAAUGUCCCAGAGGCAGCGAGGUCACCAUGCUGGUGCAAAGAGGAGUGGUGCCAGCCAAGAGGAGUCCAAAGCUGGUGCACCAGUUAGAAAGGAAAGACAGCCAGAGCAGCUCCCAGCACAGUGUGUGCAGCCAUCGCAGCACCCACACCGAUUCUCCCAGCCACCUGCCCUCUGCCAUGCCUAGUGAGGCCGUGGCUCCCACUCCUGCUGCCCCCACCCAGCCUCUGCCAGGCCUGCCCCCUCCGGACCCUGCAGAUGGCACCCUCACCCUCCAGAAGAAGCCAGACCCCUUUAAGAUCUGGGCGCAGUCCAGGAGCAUGUACGAGAGCCGACUGCCAGAUUGCCAGGAGCAGGACAUUUUCCUUUGGCGGAAGGAUACGGGCUUUGGCUUUCGCAUCCUGGGAGGGAAUGAGCCCGGGGAGCCGAUCUACAUAGGACACAUAGUGAAGUACGGGGCCGCAGAUGAGGAUGGGCGCCUGCGGUCGGGCGAUGAGCUCAUCUGUGUCGACGGCACGGCGGUAGUGGGCAAGUCUCACCAGCUGGUGGUUCAGCUGAUGCAGCAGGCUGCCAAACAGGGCCACGUCAACCUCACUGUCAGACGCAAGACCCCCGGAUACGGAGUGUCAAAAGGAGAGGGUGACGUUCCUCCGUCACCGGCCUCCUCCCACCACAGUAGCACCCAGGCCCCUAGUCUGACGGAGGGCAAGCGGACCCCCCAGGGGAGCCAGAACUCGCUCAACACCGUCAGCUCAGGGAGCGGAUCUACCAGCGGCAUAGGCAGCGGCGGCGGGGGUGGCAGCGGGAGCGCGGUGGUGCCUGCCUCCUUGCAGCCGUAUGACGUGGAGAUCCAGCGCGGAGAGAACGAGGGCUUCGGCUUCGUCAUCGUGUCGUCCGUUUCCAGGCCUGACGCCGGCACCACCUUUGCUGGAAAUGCUUGUGUGGCCAUGCCCCACAAAAUAGGACGCAUCAUCGAAGGCAGCCCGGCGGACCGCUGCGGGAAGCUGAAGGUCGGGGACCGAAUACUGGCCGUCAACUGCUGCUCCAUCACCAACAAGUCGCACUCGGACAUCGUCAACCUGAUCAAGGAAGCCGGGAACACAGUCUCGCUUAGGAUCAUCCCUGGUGAUGAAUCUUCCAAUGCUUCUCUGCUGACCAAUGCUGAGAAGAUAGCUACCAUCACCACCACACACACACCUCAACAGUCCACAGAGUUACGGAAUAACUCAAAGUCGAAAGGAGCUCCACCUCCUCCACCCACACAAAGUCAGGAUGCCGAGUUCUACUCUGUGGACCUUGAGCGGGACAGUAAAGGCUUUGGCUUCAGCCUGAGAGGAGGACGGGAGUACAACAUGGACCUGUACGUGUUGAGAUUAGCGGAGGAUGGGUCUGCUGUCAGAAAUGGCAAGAUGAGGGUCGGAGAUGAGAUCCUGGAGAUAAAUGGUGAGAGCACAAAGAACAUGAAGCAUUCACGUGCCAUUGAACUGAUCAAGAACGGGGGUCGGAGGGCACGGCUCGUCCUCAAGCGGGGAGAUGGAUCUGUACCUGAAUAUGACGGCAGCAGUGACGGGCACCCUCCCACACCCGGGGCACAAAACACUCCGGAAGUGAGAACGCUGCCACCCAACAGCAGAUAUCACACCUCAUUGGAGUCCAGUUAUCCACCAGAUCUUCACAAACCAUCACGCCAGGAGGAAGCUGCGCGUGGCCGAGACGGGGACAGGAACAGGGUCAGGGCUGGGUCAGAUCAGAUGGACUACCAAGGCCGGCAAUUUAACCCCCACCAUCAUCACACCUGGAAUAACAAUCACAGUCAAAGUACCCCCAGACAACAGUCUCCAGACAACAGUAACAGCAAAAGUGGCAACAAGAAGAGCCGAGGCCGAAAAGUUAAAAAGUCUGAGUCGGAGAGCGGCAUCUCUAAACUCCUAAAGACUCUGAGGAAAGACAGCUCGGGGAAGAAGGCUGCAGCUGCUGAGAAACUGAGGGGCCGAGAGCUCUCGACCAGCAGUUCUACUUUGGAUGGGAGGUUUCGUCAGCAGCGCCGCGGCUCCCUUGACCGUUCACCAACCCCAAAACGCACCUCGUCCCCUGAUCGUCGCCGGGCCAAGUCGAUGGACCGCAGGGCAGAACGAGCACACCGGGAUCGUACACCCGAGAGGGAGAACGAUGAUGGAGGGUUCCUCGCGGUCACUCCUGAACGCAAGUUCUAUGAACGGAGGCUCCUCAAGGACUCGCAGAUCGCUGGACAAGUCAGGGAGGCCACAACCCCCGAGCGCACCAACAACUAUGGGGAUUCCUCGUCUCUUUCCAGGGGUCGUACACAUGAUAGAACCAUGAAGAACGGCAACCUCCUUAGAGACUCUUCCUCAGAGAGGAGGGAGGAGAGAUGUCAGACGAAUGGGACACCAGAGAGACGAUACCAGAUGGAGCGGGACUCUUCCCCUGACAGCACCUACAGCAGGGACGAGCUGAACUAUGCAGCAGCACCCAGAUUGAAGGACUACUACAGCAUGAUGAAGAACAACACUCCACACAACAAUGCUGCCUACAACAACGCAGGCCAUAACAAUAACGCAGUAGGCCACAGCCCAAACCAGCUCCCUGAGCCGAAGAGAAGGCUGUACAAAGAAAGCUCCAAAGACCUCAGCAUCUAGAGCAGAGCAGAGAUCCCCCUCGCCACUCUCUCCUCUAUCUGUGCAAACUAUUUACCAUACACUGGAAUUGUACUUCUGAGGACACUAACUCUUGUGCUUUACUUGGUCGACUGAUGUAUUGAUUAAUUUGAUUGACUUAACUACUUGUGAUCCCAUCCAGAGAUUCAUAAAACAGCAGGAGUACAAUCCUUCUAUCAGUUCAUCCUGGUUGUUUUGUCAUUGUUAUAGUUUUAUUUUGAACAUAAGAGGUUGUUGUACUAUAGUAAAGGUAUUGUAUGUGCCUGCAUAUGAAAUCAGUGAUAUUGCUUUUUGUAGGCAGUGCUGAAUCUAAAUAUUUGUUCCCUCAGAGGUAUGAAACAUGCUUCCACUUGUGGUAACUUCUAACUACUAAACUUGUUUUCAACUCGUUUGUAGAUAUCUUUUCCAUUCCUGAAUUGCUUUACUGAACAAACUAUAGCACAAGACACUGAGAGUUCACAAGAACUGUGAAAAUCAAGUUGGACUUGAGGUAAAUAUCAAAAUUUGAGAUCUGAUGGUAAAACUAGAGUGAUAAUUAUAGAAAUAAUAUAUGACUUGCUCACUAUUUAUUUUUUAAUUUGGCACAUAUCUUGAGCAAACUUCCUGAAACCUUUAAAGGACCAAGGUAGAAGUGUACUCUGUAUCUGGGAAAGCAUGCUGUACCUUUACUUGUGUUGCAUCCAUGAAAUGUGUGGCAGCUCACCGUCCUUUGCCUAAAUGCACCCACACAAUUGAAAUUUAAAAAAAUAAAUCAGACAACUGAUCUGAAAAUUUGCAAUGGUUUUAUUAGUUACUUAUUUGGAGUGGGAUUAGUAAAUAGUCUGUUCCUUUGUGUGUGAUGAUGUAGGGGGGAAGGACCCUGACUCACUUUCAGCUGCUCUGGUUGAUUCUCCAUUGUGGAAAAAUAGUUAUCUAAAUUUGUAGCUCAUCUAAAUUGCAAUUAAGUACUUUAGAUGAGUCUGCAUAAUGACACAACACCAGCUUGAAGCUGCCAUAAAAUAUAGUUUUUCAAAUAUGCCAAAAAAAACAACAACAACGGUAGUGAUUUAAAGCCUCUGCACAUCGAUUGUCUACCCACACAGGUAUUUUACGAUAAGACCUCUUCUCUGUGUGGGCUUGGACAAGGUGGGUUUAGACUGACAGCUCCGCUGUCCUGUUAAUUCUGUAGCACCCGUUUGGGUGGCAUGACUUGUUGACGCGCUGUGUCAUUGUUCUUGUUGGUACUUAAACUUUUGUGACAUCAUAAAUUACCACCAUAGUUCAACCCAAUUUCAACCAGACCAGCCAAAGCCAGAGUAAUUAAAAAAUGCCUUUGUGCAUGUGCAGAGGCUUUAAAACAAAUGUGUAAAUUAUCCCUGUGCAAGCUGCAUGUGUAAAUUAAAGAGUAGUUUAACCACUUUAUCUGGCAGGUCUGAGUGAGAAUAGUCGAUAAGGAACAUGCACUGUAAUCCCACAGUAAUUGUUAGCCCUGUCCUCAUGUUGAUGAUUUGUGCACCGACCACCUCCUGGGUCCUGACACAAAGAGAUGAUGCAUUUUGUUGUGUUGGUAACAUAUGGAGAGUCCUGGUACAGGAGGUGACCAAUCUGCCAUGCUGAGCCAUGUUGUCACACCACUGGAGUCGAACCGCUGCUUUAUAAUGUGUUUUGUGUGUAUUCUCUGUUUUAUGUUUCAUUAAAGAACUAAAGUAUAUUGGAUAAACCACAACAAAUUAAUUGUUUGAUCACUGUCGUUGCCAUGGUACUGUAUUUAACAAAAAAAGACAAAAAAUUUAAAUACAUUUAAGAAGUUAAUCUGUUGUUCAUCAACAGUAAAGAUUUCCUCCAAUGUAACUAUUAGGAACCCUUAAAUAAAAUAAAAUGUUGCCUUUUUCUUGUACAAAAGAGAAAUUUAUGAAAAACCUCAGCAGUGAGGAAUGUGAUAUUGUGUUUAUAUCUCUGAAAUGGACCUGAUGAUUUAUGGGAAAAUGUGUUGAUUAACUCUGGAUCAGGUAUGUAAAGACAUUUUAAAAUGAAAAUACUGUCUUUGGUCAAUCAGAAACUGUUUGAUGGUUUGAAUCUCUCUCGAUGGUUAGCCUGCCUUUGUAUUAUAAAGCACUUGUAUGCAGUCUGUGUUCUUCAAGCAUUAUUUCUUGCAAUGUGCUCCAGACAUAAUGCUGUCUCUGUGUUGAUAAAAGCAGUACAUGUAUAUGGGCCAAUCUUUUUUAUAAAACUAUGCAUAUACAGUAUAAAUACUACAUUGUUCAUAGCUUUAUUUGACCCAUGAAGCUAUACAUAACAUUAGUCUAAGUACAAGUAGAUGUGGACUUAUCCAGCUUCUUUCCUUGAGAUGGAUUACAAUGUAUAUGUAGCUAUCAAAAGAAGUCUGUGAAUGCUAUUUUUAUUAUCAAAUAAAGUUUUCCAUACAAAUUCAAA